AACUUCAGUCGCAUACAGGCUGAUCUCAGCGACCCAGCUUCUGUCUCUAAUGCCAUCAUCCAUUCUGGCGCGAAGGCUGUCUACCUCUACCUCAUCGACGGGAGCACCGAUUUCAGCAGGGCGUCACUCCAAGCCAUGCGCGAUUCUGGUGUAGAACACGUCGUCUUCUUAUCGAGCUACACCAUCAGAAGCGAGGGGAAGGUCUUGCGAGCCAUCACCCCCGACAACAACCAAUGGAUCCCGUACGCUCAUGCUCAGGUCGAGAUCAACAUCGAGGACAUUGGGUUUCCUUACUUCACUGCAUUGCGACCUGCCUUCUUCGCUAGCAACUCGUUCAACCAUUAUUUCGACAGUUCAGUCACACCGCCUAGGGCGACCAUCAUAUUCGAGGACGCCAUCUUCGAUAACAUUGCACCGGAAGACAUUGGCGCUGUUGGUGGUGCCGUGUUGGUGGAGCGUCCCUCUGAUGGCAAAGAGACGAUAUACUUGUGCGGACCGGAACUCCGGACUGUUAAGGAGAAUUGGGAGACUAUCAUGGCGUUCACAGGACGAACGGACAUUGACAUGACUCCGAUUUCUCCUGCGAAAUUCCUACAAGCUCUGGAUGCGACAGGCCUGCCAAGUUCACUGGCGAACGGCCUACUAGGGACGCUGGAGGAGAUGAGGAACGGAUUCCAAGAACCAGAAUACCAGAUUGGGGUUGCGAAUGUUGAAAAGUAUACUGGAAGAAAGGCAACCAAGUUUGUUGACUACCUUGAGGCUCAUAAGGCUCAGUGGCAGAUCUGA
Messenger RNA from Mycena indigotica, 786 nucleotides. RefSeq names its product NmrA domain-containing protein. The record is from RefSeq and is a predicted model, not a curated record. The transcript has a single exon. Bases 136 to 786 code for a protein of 216 amino acids. Lineage: Eukaryota; Fungi; Basidiomycota; Agaricomycetes; Agaricales; Mycenaceae.